AUGGUCAAGGAACUCCUCGCUGGCAAGGCACCGGAGGUGGAUGAGAUCCGCUCGAAUACCUCAAAACAGGACCUUCAGCAUGCACUGGGACGGUUUGCAGCCGAGUGUGAAGCGGCAGGGAUGAGAAUUAGCGCCUCCAAAUCCAAGGCCAUGGUUCUCAGUCGGAAAAGGGAGUUCCUGCCUCAAGUGGAGGAGUUAAAGUAUCUUGGGGACUUGCUCACGAACCUGAUGCCACUGAAAGAGGAUCGUGAAGUACUGAAUGAAAUGGAGAGAGAUCAGUUUGAGAAACAUGAUUCCACAACUGGAGAAAAACGGUUUAGUUGUUCACAGACUGAGAAAUAUUCCUCACAAAGAAGGGCUCAACAAACAGAAACUAAGAAAUAUUCCACACAAAAAAGAGCUCAACAAACAGAAACUAUAAGUUAUUUCACCUGCCAACAGUGUGGGAAGAGUUUCACUACGAAAGGAAUCCUUAAAGGCCACAUGAUGGUUCACACCAAAGAGAAGGCUUUCACCUGCCCUCAGUGUGGAAACAGUUUCACACAAAAAGGAAGCUUUAACAGGCACAUGAGAAUUCACACUGGCGAGAAGCCUUACAUCUGCAAACUGUGUGGAAAGAGUUUCAUACAAACAGGAAACUUUAACAGGCACAUAAGCAUUCACACUGGAGAGAAGCCUUACAUCUGCAAACUGUGUGGAAAGAGUUUCACAACAGAACUAAACCUAAGGUAUCACGUGAACAGUCACACUGGAGAGAAGCCGUUCACAUGUGAUCAGUGUGGAAAGAGUUUCAGACACAAAGUAACCCUUAAAAAGCACCUGAGGACGCACUCAAGAGAAGACUGUUGUAUAUGUCAUCAGUGUGGAAUGAGUUUCACAGAUAUAAAUCAUCUUACGGCGCACAUAAUAACUCACACCGGAGAGAAGCCUUUCAUGUGCUAUCACUGUGGAAAGACUUUCUCAAACAAAACAAACCUUGAGGUUCAUAUGAGAGUUCACACUGGAGAGAAGCCUUUCACCUGCCCUCAGUGUGGAAAGAGCUUCAGAUUUAAAGGAAACCUUCAGACACAUAUAAGAGUUCACACUGGAGAGAAGCCUUACACAUGUAUUCACUGUGAAAUGUGUUUCACAUAUCAAAGGGACCUGAAGCGUCAUUUGCAAACUCAUUCUGGAAUCGAGGGUUUCUCAAUCUGGCAAGAAGUUUAGAAAAAUAAGCAAUUUCAAAGUCAUUUGUGCAUUCACUCUGGAAGAAGGAAAUUUAACUCCCCCGCCAUUGACGAAAAAUGUCCAGCUUUCCGUGUUUUCACUGUUAUACUGUAGGGGGCGCUAUAACAUCUUCUGAACAAGUACUGCAUCUCUGGAUCAAAACACAGGUG
Molecule: messenger RNA, 1376 nt
Organism: Rhinichthys klamathensis goyatoka
Lineage: Eukaryota; Metazoa; Chordata; Actinopteri; Cypriniformes; Leuciscidae
Product: zinc finger protein OZF-like
Exons: 3
Coding region: 1-1206 (401 amino acids)
Biological process (GO): regulation of transcription by RNA polymerase II
Molecular function (GO): DNA-binding transcription factor activity; RNA polymerase II cis-regulatory region sequence-specific DNA binding
Source: RefSeq, a predicted model, not a curated record